AUGCAAUUUCUACUCUGGUCAACUGGGUUGGUCGCUCUUCUGAGCUGGCUAAUUUACACGCAGGAGACGCAGCCGGCUUCUUGUCGGUGCCGGCCAUGGGAAUCGUGCUGGCCGUCCGAGGAACUCUGGAACUCAUUCAACACUUCAGUUGACGGGAAGCUUCAGCGUUUGAGACCAGCGGCGCAUGUUUGCUAUGGGCCAAGUUUCAACAAGAGCGCCUGCGAUAACAUCCUACUAUUAUCAAGGGAUAGCGGUUGGAGGGCUUCCAAUCCAGGUUUGCUGCAGGAUUGGGUGUGGGAGGCUGGUGAAACAGCCAACGAGAGCUGCCCAGUGGGGUCGUUGCGGACGGCCUCUGCUGUAAAUUCUUGUCACCAAGGCCGCAUCCCUCAUUUUACGGUUGGAGUGGAGUCCACCAAGCAGGUCCAAGAGGCAGUUCGGUUUGCAAGGAGGUACAACCUUCGCCUUGUCAUUCGUAAUACUGGACAUGAUCUAGCGGGGAGAUCAAGUGCCCCGGACUCCUUUCAAAUUCAUACUCAUCGCUUACAGGAGAUUCAAUUCCAUGUCGAUAUGCGACUUGAUGGGUCAAAUACAUCCCUUGGACCAGCAGUGACUGUUGGUGCAGGCGUAAUGAUGGGGAAUUUAUACGCUCAAGCUGCUCGUCAUGGUUACAUGGUGCUUGGCGGUGACUGCCCGACAGUCGGGGUAGUUGGAGGUUUCCUCCAGGGAGGUGGGAUUUCUGACUUUCUCAGUCUAAACCAAGGUUUUGGUGUUGACAACGUGCUCGAGUAUGAGGUUGUUACAGCAGAUGGAGAGCUUGUAGUUGCUAAUGCACUCCAAAACCAAGACCUUUUUUGGGCUCUCCGUGGCGGUGGAGGCGGGACAUUUGGUGUUGUCACUCGAGCCACCAUGCGUGUCUUUCCGGAUGUUCCCGUUGUGAUAUCUGAGAUCCUUCUUGAAGCUCCCCAAGCCAUCUCGUCAUCAUGGACCCAGGGACUGUCAAUAGUCCUUACUGCUUUACAGUCGCUUAACCGCGAUAAUGUCGGUGGGCAACUAGUUAUUGCAGUCCUGCCCAAGCUUGCAGUUCAAGCAAGCAUCAAGUUUUUUUUUCUUGACGCAACUGAGACGGCCAGCAUCGAUCGUCACAUGAAAUCAUUCCUCACCAAACUCAGCCGCGCCAACGUCAAAUACACAUAUUCAUCCAAGAGCUUACCGCACUUCAGUUCCAAUUACAGACAGGUCCCAGAUAUUCACUCUGACAACGAUUAUGGCGUCCUUGGAUCUACUGUCGCGAUUUCCCAACAACUUUUCGACUCCCUCCAAGGGCCGGAGAAAGUUGCAAAUGCCCUUGCAAACCUCCCCGUGUCUGCUGGUGACCUUAUCUUUACCAGUAAUCUCGGUGGCCGUGUUAUUCGUAAUGGAGAACGGGCAGAAACGUCUAUGCACCCUGCUUGGCGGUCGGCGUCGCAACUCCUUAAUUACGUACACACAGUCGAACCGUCAAUUGAAGGCAGGGCAAGAGCUCGCGAGAGAUUAACCAACACCCAAAUGCCUAUGUUAUACGCGCUCGAUCCUAAUUUUAAGCUGUCGUACCGCAACGUCGGAGAUCCUAAUGAAAAGGACUUCCAACAAAUCUAUUGGGGACCGAAUUAUGGGCGUCUAUCUGACAUCAAGAAGAAAUGGGAUUCUGAUGAUCUUUUUUUCAGCAAGCUUGGUGUUGGUAGCGAGAGAUGGGACUCUGAAGGUAUGUGUCGGAAGAGUCGGAAUGCACUGCACCAGAAAGUGACGAGGAUUAUUUCUUUUACUACUUCUAUUUGGAGCAGAUAACGCUCUGGAGGUAACUCGCCGUUAGAACAGCUUUGUUUACUCCAUGCAUGAGCUAUUGUCCAAUGACUAAACCUUAUUUUAAAGUAACUUUGGUUGCCUGAAUGAUAUGCCGAGUAUCUCCCUGGGCUGUUUCACUUCAUCCAGUUUUGCAGAAUGCUAGACGCUUCUCUUAAGCUCGAGAGUAAAGACGUUUGUGGAUGUUUCGUCACAGUGCGUAAAUACAGUAUCCUUCAGCUGGCCAUGACGCCUAAUGUGCCUUUUCCCCUUCUCUAGCCGAACCCAUGUUUGAAAUCUGACUGAAGGCUUGUACUAUUUACCAUUUUUUGGGGUAGCAAAGUUACUGAACAAGUUAUAAUAGGCUCGCAUUUAAAGUUAAAUUUUAGGUUUCGGGAUGGUGCUUAAAACAAACAAACUUUUGUGACACAAAAAAUACAAGGUUAGUAAACUAACUGCUCAAUAACUAACUAGUUAACUAUCUCCAGACCCACAAAUAAACCAAAAAUUGGAGUUGGUCCUUGUUAGUUUGGACAACAUUUCAACUGGUAGAAUGCCACAUCACAGCCUUCCUUCGACCACGACUUCACAUCGCGUAACCCAGCAGUCUCAAAGAGCUCCUUCCGUUCCUCAGAGUCGAAUUUGUAACUGCAUCCAAAGCGAACCUUCUCGUGUUUGCCUACC
This is a messenger RNA of Trichophyton rubrum CBS 118892, 2502 nucleotides long. RefSeq lists its product as uncharacterized. The record is from RefSeq and is a predicted model, not a curated record. The transcript is spliced from 3 exons. Bases 1 to 1824 code for a protein of 607 amino acids. Gene Ontology annotation, molecular function: FAD binding; oxidoreductase activity. NCBI's taxonomy places the organism in Eukaryota, Fungi, Ascomycota, Eurotiomycetes, Onygenales, Arthrodermataceae.